AUGGACUUCUCUCGUCCAAGGUCGAACAACCCCGACGCGUCCUCGCUCAUGGAAAUCAUCUCCAACCCGACCAAGGCUCAGCUCUACACCACCGUUGGCCCUGUUUCGCUCAUCCAAGCUCUGUCCGACAACAUCCGCCCUGCUCUGCUCGUCGCGGUUGUCUCCGUCUCCCUCUCCAUCGGCCUCGGCAUUGCCAGUGGCUCGACGCCACUAGCAGGACUCCGCACGGCGAUCUGGGGGGGACUUUUCUGCGGUGCCUUCGGUUCUUCUCCUUUCAAUAUCAUCGGGCCAGCUGGAGCGCUUGCUGGGCAACUCUCCAAGUACUCGUCGAUGUGGGGGCCUGACGUGCUGCCAUGGAUCGCCAUUUGCAGCGGGUUCCUGUGCGCCGUUAUCCUCAAGUUGAACCUGCAGAAGUACAUGCUGUUCAUGCCUAAGAGCGUGUUCGAGGGCUUCACGGUCGCCGUGGCCUUCGGGAUCGGGUUGAAGCAGAUCAACUACGCCUGCGGCCUGCACGGCCUGCACAAACACGAGCACUUCAUCGAGAACGUGUGGGAGUCCAUCAAGAACUUGCCGCACGCUCGGAUGUCUUCUCUCGCUCUCUUCGUCCCGGAGACCAUCCUCCUCUUCGUCCUCCUGAAGAAGGUGCCCAAGAUCCCCUGGAUGGUGAUUGUGCCGUUCGUCACCAUCAUCUUCGGCUAUGUAGCAUCUGGAGAGUCCGAAGGGUUUUCUCUCGACACCCUCAAGACUGAGUUCGGCGUGUUGACCAACGACAUCAUCGAGUUUCCGGAUUUCUCGGUCGUCGAAAGGAUCGCGAGCAACUUUGGCGCCUUCGCCUCCGCCUGCUUCUCUGUGUGCCUGGUUGCCGUCCUUGAGACGUUGAUCAGCGCCAAGAUAGCCGACUUCCGCGCUCACGACAACUUCCUGGGAUCCUUCGACGAGGGGAAGGAGCUGCGGGCGCUUGCUGGCGCGCAGGUCCUCUGCGGCCUCCUCGGGGGUCUUCCUCCUACCGGCGUUUUUGUGCGUACCAGCGUGAACCAACUCAACGGGGCGACGCACGUGCUGUCACAAUGGAUGAACGCCAUCUUCGUCAUGAUCAUCACGGUAGCGACUAUGCCUGUGUUCUCCUACCUGCCCCUCUCCUCCGUCGCCUCUAUCCUCGUCGUCAGUUCCGUCCGCAUGAUCCCGAUGCACUUCCUCCACGACCUCUGGAAGAACGACAAGAGCCACUUCGGCCUCUGCAUGUUCACCGCGGCCGUGGGGAUCUGGUCGGAUCCUGUUGAAGGCCUGCUGGGUGGGAUGCUGAUCGCUUUCCUCAUGGGCGCCAUGAGCUCCAACACAGCGAGCGGUGCCGUGGUGAUGGAGAAGUCGGAGGUGAUGUUGGACGGGGAGGAGCUUCCUGCGGGGAUCGUUCAGAUCACUGGGCCAGUCACGUACGCCAACGGGGAGGGAAUCAUGAAGCGGUCACUGGACGUCAUGGAGUUCAGCCCAGUCAUGUGCGUCCUCGACCUCUCGCGGGUGACUGAGAUGGACAUGGAUGGGGGUGAAGCCGUCGAGCGCCUCGUCGUGUCCCUGCAGAAGAGGAUGAAGAGCAACGCCCAGAACUUGACCGGAGGAGGGCAGGUCGCGUUCGUCGGCAUCCCCAACAGCAUCAAGCAUGUUUUGCAUUCUCAGCAUCACAUCAAGGAGGUGCUCGAAGGAAGAGACAGCUUCUCCACCGUCGCCGGAGCUCUCAAGCAGAUGUCACACGCCAUGUCCCGUGAGAUCAAUUUGGUCGUUGACCAGUCAGAGACGUUGAUCACCGCGAGUUUCAACUCUCAGUGCAUGGGAGGCUCGGACUAUCCUGUAGAGACCAAGCAGUAA
Guillardia theta CCMP2712 is the source of this 1860-nucleotide messenger RNA. RefSeq lists its product as hypothetical. Gene Ontology annotation, cellular component: membrane. The transcript has 3 exons. Bases 1 to 1860 code for a protein of 619 amino acids. Gene Ontology annotation, biological process: transmembrane transport. The record is from RefSeq and is a predicted model, not a curated record. Lineage: Eukaryota; Cryptophyceae; Pyrenomonadales; Geminigeraceae.